AUGGACAACACUUCCAAGAUAGCCGCAUUGAAGACGCCCAAGACCACCAUUGCAUCUCGACGGCCAAUGCUGAAUUCUCAAAGAUCAAUGUCUGUCUUAUCCAUCAAUACAAGUGCAACGCAUCAUGACCUGAUGAGAAGAAACAGCUCAUCAAUGACCACAAGUAAUAGACAUCGAUCAGGCAUCCACGCAUCUUCUACACCACCCCCUCCUUUACCUACAUUGGCUACUAGCACACAGAUGAGCCCAGAAGAGCUUUCCUCCAAGAUUGCGGAUAGCUUUCAGCAGUUUUCCAGUAUGCUAUCCCAAUUAUCCACCAAUACAACAUUACAGCAGAAGCAUCAACGUACUCAUAAUGCGGCAGUUGCGAAAUCCGGCAUGGUUACAACACCAACAGCUCCUGUCACACCACCACCAACACUGCCACCAUUACCCUCUGCAAAGUCGACUUUGGUCAGACACCCCCCUUCAUCGUCUCCGCAACCACAACCACAGCAACAGAAACAGCAGCGAAGAUCUAUAGAGAAAUCAAUCAAGAAAAAGACCAAGAAACCAGCAGCACUAGUUACCACAUCGCACGAGCACACGGAUUGCCAAGAUGAUAAUGAGGAGGACGCUAUUAAAGCAACUAAAUUAGUUGAAAUUUACUCUCGUUAUGCAGUUUUUAAUGAGCAUGACAAUUUGGAUGAAAUACCACUACUACAUGGCAACACAAGACUCCGACAUUGCUUGCUAAUUAAGUGGUUCAACCGUGCUGCUUCCAUUGGCGACCUUGACACCAUGAAACGCAUGCUAGCAACAACCCAAGUCAGUAUCCACGACACAGACGACACAAAGACCGGCAUCACAGCACUGAUGUACACUGCUUAUUUUGGCCAUCUUCAAUGUUUGCAAUUACUGCUAAAUCACCAAAAGCAGAAUAACAUGGACACCAUCAAUCAACAAGACAAAAAGGGUUGGACAGCGUUGAUUUGGGCUGUCCAUGGACAUCAACUGGAUGCUGUGAAAGUACUGCUGGAUCACGGUGCCAACAAGUCCAUCAAGACGAAGCAGGCGAGAACCGUGUAUCAAUACCCCACCCUACAUUCAAUCAAGGAGCUGCUGGGCGAGCCAGAGGUCUCUAUGCCUGUGCCUGUGUCUGAUGCUGCUGCGAAUACCACGAUACCUGCCCCGACACUCACGCCACCACCACAGCCUACCGAACUAUUGGAAUCGCCUACUACACCAACACCCACUACGGCAAGUAUACCCCAUCACGACAUGUAUUACCAAGCAUCUGUAGACGGCUACAACCAUUUUCUCAACCAUCAUCAGCAUACAAAAGCCAAACUUGCGUCUUCAUCUGGUUCCACAACAACGAACAGGCCCACUGACAGCCCCAAAUUAACGCCACCGGAUUUCAGCCAGCUGUUGUCCAUCACCACACCACCCAAACAGCAACAGCAACAGCGAAACAAGGAAAUUUCGUGUGCUGUCAUGACACAGGAGGAAGAGGAGGAUCUCAAGCAAUGGGAAGCUUCUGUGAAAUCACUGAGCACCUUUUCAUGGAAUCAAUGCUUGCCGGAUCAAAUGUUUGUGUUUAGUCAGGACGAAAUGCACUACAUAUUAGACCAUGCUCUUCAUGUCACUGAUACCAAAUCACUCGCCAACAAAAAUGCACUGGACAACGCGUUGUGGCAACCAGCCAACAUUGUGUUCCUGAGCGCUCGAUUUGCCCACUACUGCUCUAGCAGGGAUUUAUUGGCGUUGUUACUCAAUACUACCGCAGCUAAGCUUUCAAGGAUCAUCAAGGCUACUUCUCGAGAUACACAAGGUUUGGCUUUUUGGAUUGCCAAUAUGUGUCAGUUAUCCAGCUACUUAAAAAAGGAUCCCGGCCUCUCCAUCUCCACCAUUGACACGCAAGAAACGCUAUCAGCAUUGAUCUCUGAAGCGUACACCUAUUAUAUAACAGAAUCACAAAAGAGAUUGGAAAAGUUCCUCCCAGUCGUGAUGGACUACGAGCCAAUCCACGAACUGAACCAGGUGGACUUUGCAGACGACUGGCAGAGAUUCUUUAGAAGGAGUAGCUACACUUUGAGUAACAGAAAGUCAAUUGACGUUCUAUCUACCACAAACACUGCAACAACAAAUAGACCGGAUUCGUCAGAGAGAAAAUACUCAUUGGACGCUGCUUCCUUGAACAGCUUGGACGAGACAGCAUCCACACCACAAUAUAUGACACUACUAUUGACAGAGCUACAACGCACAUUACAGUCGUAUCAUGUCCCUCCAGCCAUUGUGAUCCAGGCCAUAGCACAGUUCUUUCACUACCUGUCCUGCGAGAUGUUCAACCGUGUUCUGACCUACAAGAAAUACCUGUGCCGCUCCAAAGCACUGCAGAUUCGAAUGAAUCUAUCCGCAUUUGAAGAUUGGAUCCGUAUUCAAAAGCUACCUACAUCAUUGAACCAGUCAUUCGAGCCCCUUGUGCAAUUGCUACAGCUGCUCCAAUGCUUAUCUCAGCUGGAUGAUGUGCUAUUGUUUAGUAGCACAAUCCAGACAUUCGAUAAAUUAAAUGCACUGCAAGUGAAACGCUGUGUACAAAACUACCGUUAUGAAGUAACUGAAUCUCGAUUACCGGAUCAGGUAACUGAACUGGCCAAUCAGUGGGUGGUAGAUCAUCAACAUCAUUGGCGUAACCAGCGAAAAGCAUCGAUCGAGAUUGACGAGCGAGAGACCCGAGCCAGACCCACUAGCAUAUCUAGCCUGAAUAGUCUCUUGACACCUACAAACAAAACCAUGCAUGAACUGGAAUCACCUACCACUAGUAUACCCGUACCGCCAACAUCAGCAGAGGAGGAAAAACGCAAUUCCAAGUAUCUAUUGCCAUUUUCGGUGCUGGAGACCACCGCGCUUCUUCAAGGUUGGACAAACGAACAACACAAAUAUUUGAAUGAGAAUGAUAUCAUGCUGUAUUCCGACACAAUUUACAAGGAGAUCAAACUCAAGAAGCAAGAAGAAUUCAAUGUAUUGGACAAGAUAUUCCCAACCAUCACUGAGGAAUGGUUGUAUUCCAUUGACAAAUAA
Molecule: messenger RNA, 3063 nt
Organism: Mucor velutinosus
Lineage: Eukaryota; Fungi; Mucoromycota; Mucoromycetes; Mucorales; Mucoraceae
Exons: 3
Coding region: 1-3063 (1020 amino acids)
Molecular function (GO): GTPase binding
Source: RefSeq, a predicted model, not a curated record